AAGAGAAGAACAAUACCAACCCUCUCUCUCUUCUACUAUUUUAAUUUAUUUAGACAGAGGAAACGGGGGUAAAAAAAAAUAUGUAUUAUUUUCGAUUGAGUCGUUUGUAAGAAGGGUCAAAAAUGUAGUAAAUAAGUAUUCGAUGUUUGUCGUAAAACUUUCGACAUGAAUUAUUGCACCUGACCCCACAUGCGUGUCAGACUUUUAGGACCUCCUCUUGUGAAGGGAGCGGGUCACCCCGCUGGCGACUCACUACAGUUUUCUUCCUUUUUAAAAAGAAUUUUAAACAGUAAAAUCCAUCCUAAACUGUACUAUUUUAUGGUUUUACAGCAUUCUAACAACCCUUUUUACUGCCAGAAAAGGGGGUCAGUUAUAAACUUUACCUUCGACAGUUCAAGUUGCUACAUUUAUAAGUGCUGUUUUGUUUUAAAAAAAACCACGUUAUCUACCGAUUAAUCAACGUAAAAUAUGUGCGAUUUUUAUGAGCUGUCGGAGUCGGGGACGAGCACCCCUUGUCAAUCGUUGACCCUACUUGUAGUCACUUGCCAUCGUCGUCGAGUAUCGAGUCAGUCGUUGCUUAAUUUUUCCCGAUUCCUGGACAAUUUCCCGAAUCUUUUCGUCCGUUGUGAUUAUGUACUUAACCUUUUCUCCCGUGGUGGCCAGGUUGCCAUUGGUGGGCGAAAGUCACAUGACCGACCUGGGCCGUACCUUAUUUGGAAUAAUGUGCUAUUAAAAGUGUAAACCCGAGGUUGGCAAGGAGGACAAACACUCAGCGGCCAUAAUUCAUCAAAAUAAGCGGAGAAGUGUCACGGUGUACACAAAUCAAGAGAGACACAUGAGCUCUUACCAAUUUGUGAAUACGUUGACGUCCUGUUAUGGCCAACGGGGCCAGGAGACGUCGAAUCAAGACUAUUAUACACCUCAAGUGCAGGCUUACGGUGGCUGUUACAGCGGGCCCGGUUCCCCCGUUCAGCAGUACGGCUCUUACGGACAACACAGCAUACCCCACCUUCAAAAUGGCGAUCACCACUACAACAGUUGUUCCCAACGCCUCAGUCAUCCGAAUCCCAGUCAGAGUCCGAGAACUCCGACACCGACGGCCGUAGCCAGUUGCAAGUAUGCAGCCGAGCCGAGCGCAACGUCUCCUCAAGACCUCAGCACCACGGCCUCGUCUCACCCCACGGCUCCGCCGAGCCCCGAAUCUCAGGCAUCUCCGCCUCAGCCUCACCGCCAACCUCAACAACCUCACCACCAUCCUCAGCAGUCCCCUCCUCACACCCAACAGCAGCAACCGCAGCCAGUGCAGCAAUCGUCGACACCACCUCAGCAACCGCAGACACCGACAACACAACAACAGGGACAACAGAACCAACAGAAGGCCAAUUAUCCAUCGAAUCCACCGCAGAUUUAUCCAUGGAUGAGGAAAGUUCACGUCGGUCAGAACGGCGUCAACGCUAUGGGUGAGACAAAACGCCAGCGGACGUCAUACACUCGUUACCAGACCCUGGAGUUAGAGAAGGAGUUCCACUUCAAUCGCUACCUGACUCGAAGGAGGAGGAUCGAGAUAGCCCACGCUCUUUGUCUAAGUGAAAGGCAGAUCAAGAUAUGGUUUCAAAACAGGAGAAUGAAAUGGAAGAAAGAACACAAGAUGGCUAACACGGUGCCACCUCAGAUACCUCAGGUGAUGGCAGAUCAUCAUCAUCCUCACCAUCUACACAGCGAGACUAAAGCUUAAGGAAGAAGAAAAUAAAUGGUGACAAAUUUCAAUUCCCUUCAUUUGAUUUUCUUUUUGGUGUGCGUAAGAGGGGGGGGGGGAAACGAUGACGACGACGAUGACGACGGGACUUUCCAAUUCUCCCCCCCACGGAAAGUGUGAAAAUAUUUACUUGAACUAUGUACAAAUAAGAAAAACAAAACAAAACAAAAAAAAAACUCUUAAAAUAAUUCGAGGGGAUGAAAAAAUAUUUGUGAGAGGAUGAAAAAUUGUAUACGUAGUGAAAAACUUUACGAAAGUAACAUCGAUAUAGUUAUCUGCCAGAUGUAGUAUAAUAGUUACACCUGGUAGUAUUAUGAGACUUGAGUUUACAAAGAAAAAAUUAAUAAUAAUAAUAAUAAUAAUAAUAAUAUGAAUAAUAAUAAUAAUAAUACGAACCAUUCCGUAUAAUGUGGCCCUUUUUGGCUCAAAAAUUAAAGGUAUCUUUCCUCCCAAAUUUAAUGAUACUUGCGGGUUUUGGGAGGAAGAUCAAAUGAUGCCAAUUAUACGUAACUUAACUGUAGUGAUUUUUUCCUUUUUAAUUCUUUGUGCAAUGUUGUGAAGUGUCAUACAAAACCAGGACCUCUAUCAGCCCAAUAAAUUAUACGAGGGGGGUUGACAGUGCCAAUUCCACUAUAUAAACAACAAACCCUCCUCUCGCGCGUGUAACUCCCCCGAGUUUUUACAUUAACGAAUCUCCUCUUAUUUAUUAAAGAAAAUAAUAAUAAUAAACGUAACGUGACGUUUUUAAUUAAGAAAUUUUAGAGGGAAUCGCGUGAUUUUGUUUGUUAUUUUUUUUUUUUGGCUUUCUUUCCUAUAAAUAAAAUCAAAUAUUUCUCUUCUAUGUAGUAGAGGAGUGGCCCCACUGCUCUUUUCUCAUUCGGGGUGGUGCCGAGUGAGGUCCUGGUAAACUGCUGAUCUCGGGAAAAUUUUUGAGGUUCCUCCCCUAGUCCGACAGUCCUAUGGUACUUACAAUUAUACACAACACUGGGUAUGUGUGCAAUAUGUAUUUUGUAUGCACAAAAAUUUGCAUAAAUGUAGAAUUUCAAAAGGGGGUAGGAAGAAGAAGAUCUAAAAAUACUACUCGGUGAGAGAGAGAUGUAUUUUUUUCCCCCCUUUAAUUAUUGGUCCUCUUUAAGGGGGGUGUGCUCGCGUGCUUGUGUGUGUGUGUGUGUGUAUAUGUGUGUCCUACUUCGUGACGACAGAUCGAAUAUUGCUCAUCUGUGCAGUAUUUUUUUUUUUUUUUAUUUUAUUUCUAGGAAAAAACUGACCGAAAUGACACACGUCACCUAAACUGCUGCAAGAGAUUUUGUGAUCGAUUGCUUCAGCUUUUGGUUAGAAAUAGAAUUGCACCAAACUAACGUCAUAUUCAUCUUCUAAAUUUAGAUUUAUACAAUUUUUGUUACUUUAGAAUCGAAUUAGACAGUAAAAAUUCGCUUGACACGUUCACUAAAUUGUCUAAAUUUUAAUUAUUUACUAAAGAUUUAAUUGAGAUUUUUUAAAAAUAUUUUUCUUUUACAAUUUAAGUACAUCUUCCACCCUCCUAAAAUAAAUAAAUAAAUAAAUAAAUAAAAAUCACACUACGCUCGCAGCCAAGUUAAGUGUUGCGUGAAUUUUAGGAUUAUUCGUAUGAAUAUAUUUUUUCUUAUUUAUAAAGAGAAUUUUGAUGGGUUUUUUUGUAUUCGUUAAUCGUAGGAGAAUUAUUAUUAUUAUUUUUUCGGAAUUUCCUUAAAAUUCUCGUUUGGUUUCCUCUUGGUUUCUGCACCAAUGAUUGCUAAACUGGUGAACCCACCAAUCGGUCCUGACAUUGUGCCGAAACGUCUAAAUGGGUCACUUCUUUGCCAACUUUUCUUACAUCACCCCUUAAAUGGGUUUAUAAAAAGGGGUUCUGUAACGUUUCCUCAUCAAUUAAUCCAAAAAAAAAAAUCCAAUUAUUAAGCAUUUACAAUUAAAUUUUUGGAGCAUACGAGAACACUUCAACACCCCUUUUUUUGUGUGUGUUUUUUUUGGGGAUGAAUUAAUUAAACUUUUUUACAUUUCUUCUUCGUUUAUUUAUUAUAUUCCACGAUUUUAAAAUAAAAUUUCGCCUUCUACACUAUGUUAAAAGGCACCCCACGUUAGUUCCUAUUUUAAAUAGGAGAGAGAGAGAGAGAGCGUAACUACCUCAUCAUUCAUUAAUACCCUUAGAAAUUAGCCUGUGGGCAUUAAAAUAGCUCGAGAGGUAUUAAAAUAUACUAGCAAUAUAAGGGUAUUUUUUUAAAAAUAAGAUUAACGUUACCACUCCUCUUAACGUACACUAAAAAUUUUUUUAUUUUUUAUUUUAGAUUUCCUACCCUCCUCUUCGUUCCUUAACCCAUCUAAAUUUAUAGAGGGGCAGUUUUAGGACGAUGUUUACUUAAAAAAUAAAAGGAAAAAUUAGUGGAGAGGGUGCAAAAAUGGCCAAUAAAAAGAAAAACAUGGUAGAUUAUUCCUAAGUUUUGGGUAGAAAAAAAAAAGUAGCUGCUCAUCUACCUCUCCCCCUGUUAUAGAUGUUUGGGUGGAGAAAUAGGAGGUCUGGAUGACGUCAGAGGCAGUUUGAGGUGUUUUGGUAGAGGAGGUGAGCUGUACUCCCGUCGGACCAAGACUGUAAUGUGUCUUCCUGAUGUUCAGUUUUUUGAUUGAUGGUGCUAGACUCGCUCGCUAGUUUUAUCCAAUGUAUGAUGUUUGCUGACGACACAUAUGACAAAAUUUCUGCCUCGGAAUUUCGUCUUCAAAAAUGAUAAAUGCAUUUUUAUUUUUUAGAAGAGGAAGAAGAAGAAGAAGAAGAA
Centruroides sculpturatus (bark scorpion) is the source of this 4560-nucleotide messenger RNA. RefSeq names its product homeobox protein Hox-C5-like. Lineage: Eukaryota; Metazoa; Arthropoda; Arachnida; Scorpiones; Buthidae. Gene Ontology annotation, biological process: regulation of transcription by RNA polymerase II; anterior/posterior pattern specification. Gene Ontology annotation, cellular component: nucleus. The transcript has 3 exons. The coding region runs from base 836 to 1735 and encodes 299 amino acids. Gene Ontology annotation, molecular function: RNA polymerase II cis-regulatory region sequence-specific DNA binding; DNA-binding transcription factor activity, RNA polymerase II-specific. The record is from RefSeq and is a predicted model, not a curated record.